Molecule: messenger RNA, 900 nt
Organism: Beta vulgaris subsp. vulgaris (sugar beet)
Lineage: Eukaryota; Viridiplantae; Streptophyta; Magnoliopsida; Caryophyllales; Amaranthaceae
Exons: 2
Coding region: 90-674 (194 amino acids)
Source: RefSeq, a predicted model, not a curated record
AUGUGUAGUUACCAGCCUUGUUAUAAACGAUCACUCUUCGUUCAAAAUUCAGAAAAGUAAACUCUUGAGUUGACUGAGAGCAGAAAACGAUGGGAGUAUGGGAAUGGAUAUACUCAGCUACUGACGCCGUUAAACAGAAAACUCCCGACUUAACGCCGGCGACAGAAUUUGGCCGUAAAACCUACGAUUAUUGUCGUCACACCACUUCUUACGCCGCCGGCGGCGCCGUUGCGAAAGCACGUGAUCUUCAUCAAUAUUUGUCUGACGAUCAAGUUCGGGACAACCUCGGACGUUUCGCCAAAAGUGCCUCCAAAAACGGCGCUCUUUAUCUAGCCCGAUCUUAUGGGGGCGGUCCGAUAAUUGAUAUUGUUUCACGGUCAGUGCAAGAAAAAAAGACUGAUUCAGAGAAGGACAGAAUAAAGGAAUUAGAGACUAAAGUAGCUAAACUUGAAAAGGAGUUAAUCUGUAGGAAAAUAGCUGAGCAAUCAGAAUUACCAAAGGUGGUCACAACAUCUAAAUCUCAAGAUGAGGCCAAUGUUGGUGCAAUUAUGAACCAAACGCCAGAUGAUGUGCUGAAGAUCUUUAUGAUGAAGCCAUUUGUUGGUACAAAACUUUUCAAUAAUCUGAUGAUUCCUGUUGGUGCUGAAUCUAAGAGGAAGGAGAAUCCAGUUUGAAGUAUUGACGGACAAUGUGAGUGAUAAGAUAUUGAUAAACGAAGUAAUUGUUGUUUUAUGUGCUAUUUUAGUUUGGGCCUACGUUGUAUACUUGUAUGUGGUGUAUGCAGAACAUCUCUCUCCCUCACCCGCAAUCCCUCUUUCUGCUUUUCACUAGGUCGACUCGUCUAUGUAAAUUUGCUAUCAUGAAAGAGAGCAAAGCAAGCUAUCAUGCUAAAUUGUGUCA